Molecule: messenger RNA, 1533 nt
Organism: Metarhizium album ARSEF 1941
Lineage: Eukaryota; Fungi; Ascomycota; Sordariomycetes; Hypocreales; Clavicipitaceae
Product: Protein kinase-like domain protein
Exons: 4
Coding region: 1-1533 (510 amino acids)
Biological process (GO): mitotic DNA damage checkpoint signaling; protein phosphorylation
Cellular component (GO): cytoplasm; nucleus
Molecular function (GO): ATP binding; protein serine/threonine kinase activity
Source: RefSeq, a predicted model, not a curated record
AUGGACUCGCCUACCAACCCCAUGUCGGAAGGUUCAAUAACCCGCGCGGUCGAGAGGCUCGGGGCUGAGAUUGAGAAGAAAAAUCUACUGGGCCACCAGAUCCUCACGAAUUCUUUGGAGGAUCUGUCUCUUGCGGACGUGCCAAACGACGCCAGGGUCAUAUUCCCUCCCACGGCUGACGUCACAAAGCACGACUUCGGCUCUUCCACCGCGGUGCAUAUUACAGCGGAAGAUGUAGUGGUAGUCCAGCAAACUUCGAAAGAAGCCUGGUUUACACUGAAUUAUGGACACCAAGCUUGUUGCUUCUUCUAUGACCCAGGAAGUGACAAUAUCUUGUUGCAGAAUAUCGGACGGGGCCAAAUCGAUGUCGAAUGCAUUGAUCCUGCAAUAGGGGGUACUUGCGUCCGCUUAAAACGCGUCGAAGCAGCCCGUGUAGCCCCUGGACCUUGGAGAAUUUGGUCAGUGUCGGCGACGCGGGAGAUUCUGGUCGAGUUUCUCUUGUUGCGGCGGCGUUACAAUCUCGAGAAGCUGCUUCCGGGACCGAGAGCUGGAGUGAAGAGAAGAGAGUCACCGGUUAUUGAAAGCUCCAAAAGCAAACGUACAACCGGUGGCGGAAACGACAACGAAAGUAUAAUUUUGUUCAACAGCCCGGAUCAAGGAAAAAUUCUUUCGGACGGAGCAAAGACCAUAGACGUGGGAAAUCCUCUGAUUGAGCUUGAACCAGGAGCAGAAAUCUCCAUCAAGACAGUGGAUCAAACAGGUUCAACUGUCGGGGAUGCGGCAGAAAACUACUCCGUGAUGAGUCUACGUGAGAUCUCCAAGUUCAGAGGCAUAAGAUCGGUCUUUCGCGCGAACCAUUCGGCAUUCGGCGACAUAGUGGUCAAGCCUGCAAUUAUUAAGUUCCACGAUUUAGAUGCUAGAUUAUACUCUAUAUAUAUGGAAUAUUUGCCGUACGCUGACCUUGCAACAUCACCAUGGGCAAAUAGACCUGGAGACUUUUGCUUCACUGGCACUCUUGACGAUGCCAAUUGUGUUUUUACUGGCAUGGCGUCUGCAAUUGAAUAUCUCCAUAACAAAAGAAUCAUCCACAAUGAUGUCAAACCCGGAAAUAUCAUCUAUCAUCCUGGGCGAGGACCCAUCCUUAUCGACUUUGGUCUUUGCACCAAGCUCGGCGAUCCCCCUGUACGAGGCGGAACUGCAUGGUAUGUUCCACCUGAAUUACUGGAUUUUCAAUCCAGGGGACCUGAGAGCGACGUUUUUGCGUUGGGAGUUGUAAUGUUGUAUCUGUUGAAGAAACUUCCGUUGCCCGAAUCUACUGGUCGUCAAUGGCCGAUAGCAUCUAUUUCGAUUGCUCCCGCGCAAAUGCAAAUGAGAAAUUGGCUCGACAGAGUGGCUGCCCUCAGACGUCAACUUGAACCGACAGAUCUAGAGGGCUUAGUCAAAAGCACUCUGGCUUCCCUCCCAGAAAAAAGGGCAUCAGCCCAGGAUUUAGUACGACGUCUGCAAGAGGCAAAGCAAUCUAUGGAACCAUAA